AUGGAUAGUGAUGAAGAAGAUGCAAAAUCUUCCUCUCAAGUACCUGGUCCUCACGCAGAGGAUGAGUCUGACCCAACCUCUCAACAACUUCCUAGAGGAUGGAAAACAGUCAUGCAUCAUCCUCUAGAUCUAGUCAUUGGAAACAGUCAUGCAUCACAAGUUGUACCGAAGACAAUUGAUCAAGCUAUUGUCUCAAUAGGUGAUGAUUGUAUUGCGAUCAAUGGUGGCUCCUCGUACAUCAAUGCUACUCGUCUUGUUUGUGGACCAGACCAUGGAAUGAGCAUUGGUCUUGGUAAAGAUCACUCUUAUGAGACAGUUGAAGAAGUUCAUGUACAUAAUUGUACUUUUAUUGGAACCACAAAUGGAGCAAGAAUCAAGACAUUUCUUGGUGGAUCAGGUUAUGCUAGAAAGAUUACUUUUGACCAAAUAUAUCUUCAAAAUGUAAGCAACCCAAUAAUUAUAGAUCAACACUAUGGCGAUUCAUACGUGGAAGUGAGUGAAGUAACAUACCAUGGAAUUGAUGGAACUUCAGCUAGUGACAUAGCUAUUAAACUAGAUUGCAGCUCACUCGGUUGUUCCAAUAUUGUAAUGGAUCAAAUUAACAUUGUUUCUUCUCAAAAGGAAAAAAAGGUCAAUGCUUUUUGUCAAAAUCUUCAAGGAACAAUUGAAUCCACUGUUCCAAAGGUCUCAUGCACAUAAAUAUAUUGUUUGAAUCAAUUAUAUGUUAUCCA
Cicer arietinum (chickpea) is the source of this 731-nucleotide messenger RNA. Its product is annotated as probable polygalacturonase At3g15720. Gene Ontology annotation, molecular function: polygalacturonase activity. Gene Ontology annotation, biological process: carbohydrate metabolic process. Lineage: Eukaryota; Viridiplantae; Streptophyta; Magnoliopsida; Fabales; Fabaceae. The record is from RefSeq and is a predicted model, not a curated record.